AUGGACAACCGCGAUCCCUUCAAGGACCUGACGUUUGAUGGUCGCCCUGCAGGUUACCGUGACUUCAGGCGGAAGGUCAUCCUUGGGGUCGCAGGUUUGGAAGACAAGGUUCAGCACCUUGCUGGGCCGCGCCUGCUUCAGCGACUGUCUGGCGAAGCAUGGAGGGCCACGGAGCAUCUCUCCAUCUCACAGAUUCGCGAAGAUGGUGGGUGGCUCAAAGUCUUGGAGGCUUUGGAUGCCCACUACAAGUUUCUCCCGGAAACCGAGCUGCACGAGGCCAUCGACGAGUUUCUCUUCUUGUUGAAACGCCGAGCUAACGAAGGACGCCAACAGUGGUACAGGACACCGGAGAUGCUCCUCGCGAUCCUGGUGCAGCUGCAUCCUCCCGCGAAGCUCUGGUCAGAAGACUGGGUCCACAGCUGGUCUUCGUUGGACAGUACGCCUGGGUAA
Messenger RNA from Effrenium voratum, 450 nucleotides. The record is from the annotation of a GenBank genome assembly. NCBI's taxonomy places the organism in Eukaryota, Dinophyceae, Suessiales, Symbiodiniaceae.